UGUGUGUGUGCGUGUGUGUGUGUUCGGUGGUGUCUAUGGCAACCGACGUAUUUGUCAGCGUGUAUUCUCCGUUUCUUGCUCAGAUAAAGGUGCGCAGAUAAUAACAGCAGCAGGGAGGGGCAGAGGAAAGAGGAGUGGCGUAAUCACUCCGUAACUUUAACAGGUGUGUGUGUGUGCAAGAGAGACAGACAGACACGGGGAAAAUACAAAUGAGGAGCGCAGGAUGAGUCGGGCGAUACUCUUCUCUCCAUCGGAAGAGGAGAGGGACGGGAUGGAGGAAUGCACUGGGAGACGGGAACAUGCCGGAGAGAGGUUUGUCUGCAUCUCCGUGGAGGAGAUGGAGAGCUACUACAGAUACACCCAGGGCUGUCAACAGCUGCAUCAUGACAUCCUGCACAGGGAGGAUGGUCCUCUGUGUGCAGCAGAAAUCGGCUCCGAACUCCAAAAACAAUUUGCCAUCCUGCCAGGGGGCCGCGGGAUGGACGGCAACCCCAUCAUCGUCUUCCCAGAGUUCCCGGAUUUCAACGAGCUGGAGGAGGACGAGGUCCAACAUGUCCUCGGCUACCUCAGCAGCAUCCCCAGCGUUGCAGCAUCAGCAGUGGGUUUCAUCCUGGUCAUCGACAGACGACUGGACCGAUGGGCCGCCGUCAGGGCUACCCUGCUCCGCAUCGCUGGUUCAUUUCCAGGGAACUUACAUUUGGUUCUGGUGUUGCGUCCCACUACUUUUCUCCAGCGGACUCUGUCAGACUUCCUGUUCAAGUACAACAAGGAUGAGUUCAAGAUGAAGGUGGUGAUGCUGAGUUCGGUGACUGAGCUCCAUGCCUAUAUCGACCCGGGACAACUGACCACAGAGCUGGGAGGAACGCAGGAAUACCGCCAUGACAGCUGGAUCUCACACCGCACUGCAAUUGAGGCGUUCGCCCUCAUGGUGAAGACCACGGCUCAGACCCUGCAGGCGUUUGGCACUGAGCUUGCGGAGACGGAAUUACCCAACGAUGCCGAGGCCACCACCAACCUGCUGCACACGCACACUCUGAAGAAGGACAAGAUGAAGGAGGACCUGCAGGUGGCUCUGUCUCAGGGGGGCCGCCUGUUGGAGUGUAUCAACGAGCCCCUACAGACAGACCCUGAAUACAGCAGGACCAACGACGAGCUGGAAAACUUAGAUACCGUACAGAGACUCCUGGGUCAGCUGGACGAAACGGAGAUGGCGUUUGAUGAUUUCUGGGAGCGUCACCGCACCAAGCUGGAGCAGUGUCUGCAGCUGCGCCAUUUUGAAGAGCACUUCCGUGAAGUGCGCGCCCAGCUCGACGUGACAUCAGAGCGGCUGUCGGGUUUCUCUGAGGUCAGCGUAAGCCCCGCCCACGCUGAGCACGUCCUCCGAGAGCUCAGUGGACACGAGGACAAAGCCUGUGAGGCGCUGGACCGUGCCCUGUCCCUGGCCUGUGAAGGUGACAGGCUGAUAGACAAUUCCCACUACGCAGAGGACUCCAUCAGGCCCAAGUGCAGCGAGCUGAGAGGAGUGUGCGAGGAGAUCAGCUCCACCCUGAGGAGCAAGAAGAGCCUCCUGCUCAGGGCGAUGGAGCUCCACCACGCUCUGGAGAAGGCAUCGCGGUGGUGUGAGAAGGGCAUCUUCCUGUUGGCCAGUCAGCCAGUGGACCGCUGUCAGUCUCAGGAUGGAGCUGAAGCGGCUCUGCAGGAACUGGAGCGAUACCUGGACACGGCGACGCUGCACACCGUCGCCGACCGCGGCGCCAUAUGCUGCCAGUAUGAGGCGGUGCUCACAGCUCAGCUCAGGGACCAGGUGGAGGGAGUUUUCCUGAAGCAAAGCUCCGUUCAGGAGAUGUUUGAGAAGAGACGCGUGAGCCUGAAGAAACUCGCCGCCAAACAGACCAGACCAAUCCAGCCAGUGGCACCGAGACCUGAAGUGAAGUCUCCACUCUCCUCUCCCAAUCAACAGAGAAAAGAGAGAAGAUAUUCUGCAGAUAAUGCCAUCUACAAAAGGGUGGAGUCUCCCAUACAUAACGGGGCCAUCAGACAAGCUUCUCUCUCAGAAGAGGAAGAAAACCUGGCAGUGCUUCGGCGUCACGUGAUGAAUGAGCUGCUGGAGACGGAGAGAGCCUAUGUGGAGGAGCUACUGUGUGUGCUGGAGGGCUAUGCGGCCGAGAUGGACAACCCAGCCAUGGCCCCCCUCAUCCCCAGCACCCUGCUGAACAAGAAGGUCGUCCUGUUUGGCAACAUGUCUGAAAUACAUCAGUUUCAUAAGAGGACGUUUCUUAAAGAGCUGGAGGCGUACACUGACUGCCCCGAACUAGUGGGCCGCUGUUUUUUAGAGAGGAUGAAGGACCUGCAGAUCUACGAGGCGUACUGCCAGAAUAAACCUCGCUCUGAGAGCUUGUGGAGACAGUGCUCCGACUGUGCCUUCUUCCAGGAGUGCCAGAAGAAGCUGGAACAUAAACUUGGUUUGGACUCCUACCUCCUUAAACCUGUCCAGAGAAUCACCAAGUACCAGCUACUGCUGAAGGAGUUGUUGAAGUACAGCAAGGGGUGCGACGGCUGCGAUGACCUACAGGAAGCGCUCUCCUCCAUCCUGGGGAUCUUGAAGGCUGUUAACGACUCCAUGCACCUCAUCGCCAUCACGGGAUACGAGGGCAACCUGUCGGAUCUGGGUCGCUUGCUGAUGCAGGGUUCCUUCAGCGUGUGGACGGAGCAUAAAAAAGGUCACGCCAAGGUCAAAGACCUGGCCCGCUUCAAGCCCAUGCAGAGGCACUUGUUCCUGCACGAGAAGGCGCUGCUCUUCUGCAAGAGGAGGGAGGAGAACGGGGAGGGCUACGAGAAAGCUCCGUCUUACAGCUUCAAGCACUCCCUCAGUAUGACUGCGGUGGGCAUUACAGAGAGCGCGAAAGGCGACAACAAGAAGUUUGAGGUUUGGUGUAACUCCAGAGACGAAGUCUUUAUAGCCCAGGCUCCAACACCAGAGAUUAAAACGUCGUGGGUGAACGAGAUCCGCAAAGUUCUGACCCAACAGCUCAGAGCCUGCAGAGUUCCUGUUUUAGAUGCCAGUCAGCAGAAGGGCUCAGACUCCGUUUUCCCGAGUCCCACCAGCAACAGCAGCUCCAUCUCCCUCAGUCCCUUUCGUAGCAGUGUUCAUAAAAAUCCGAAGAAGCAAGAGGAGAGGAAGGCGGAGACGAGCUCGGUGUCCGACUCUUCUUCGUCCCCGAAACACAAAGAGCCGGCUCCCCAUGUCACUCUGAGCAGAGUCAGAUGGAUGAGUACCUCUAGUCUGUUACAGAACAAGCGGCGAGGCUGGAACAAGGCUUCUCUCUCGGUGGAUGCCUCAGAGGAGAACGAUGGUUACUCCAGCGGCGAGGACCCCAUGAACUCUGACCCCGAGGACGAAGUAGCAAGGAAGCUGGCUCCAGGAAAGUACACGGUGGUAGCGGACUGCGAGAAGGCGGGACCUCAGGAGCUGUCUGUCAAGAGCGGAGACAUGGUGGAGCUAAUCAAAGAAGGAGAGGAGGGACAGUGGUUUGUGAAGAACCGCAGCAGCAGUAAGGAGGGCUGGGUGGCAGCAGCAAACCUCCUCAGCCUCAUCUCAGAGUCCAAGUCAUCCCAGUCGCUCAGCAGCUCAGACGGCAGCGUCUCGGGGAACCUCAGCACUUCUUCCAGCUGCAGCGAGACCUACACCAGCUUCUCCGACAUCAAACCCUGACCCGCGAUCGGCGUCCCGACCAGGUUCAUGUUCCGUGUGGAAUAUCGCAAGAAACAUGCAGCUUACCGGAGGACAGAUCGACGUGUUACCAUCCAUGUCACAGUCCAACGAAAACAAUCCAAACAAUCAUUGCACCUGCGAUUGCUACCAGAGUUUUAUCUGACGGCCUACUACACCCCCCUCCCUCUCCCCCCUUUUCUGAUUAUUUAUAACCACCUGUCAGUCUAAUGUCCACCCAGCAGUAUUAACCUUCACUUUUAGAUUAUUUUUACCUUCAAAGUGACCAACAUGUUGGCCUUCUUUUAAACAUCACAGUAUCUGUGACGUACAGAGGAAAGCUGAAUGUCCUCCGCCUGACGUUGGAUCCUUCUUAUUAUGUAGCAUUGAAGUGGACACAUUUGAAGAACAUCUGUGGCCGAACCCCUUCAAGUCGACGACAUCGCGGCACAGCGACAGAUUCUUGUGUGAGACGUCCACAGGUACAGAUGUGACCAGACCGGUAUUUCACAUGGCGCUUCAGUGUCGGACAUUAAUCGUACACUGUGAAAAGUGGCAGCUGGCUGCAACAAGAGAAGAAGAAGAAGAAGAAAAUAAAGGCUUCGGGUGCAUCUUGGAGCAUCUCUGAGCAGGUCCAAUCUUCAAGGCGAGUCCUGUCCCCCUUUUUGUACGGGGGACACUCGCAGGGUGAGGGUGUGUUCGAUGCCCGUCGUGUCUGGCGUGUGCCGGUGGUUGUAUUCUUAAGAUAAGAGCUUCCCAGCUGUUUUCAUCUUCUAUUAUACAAAUGCAUCACUAGGUGAAUGUCCCCCACAGCCCCACCUGGUGGUCAGAUGCCAUGCACUUCUCAAACCUCACAUACAAAUCACUCACACAGCGAGCGGCAGCUUGGAACAACUUUUGGACGUCCUUAUUAUUCUUUUUUUUUUUGUGUCAAGAGUGAUUGUAUAACCCGCCUCUGGAUUUACCUCUCAGGAAGCCCGAGACGUUGCGUGGGCAGGCAGGUGUGACUGCAUACCUGCUUGUAUCGACUAAAUGUCUCUGUGUGUGUGUGUGUGUGUGUGUGUGUGUGUGUGUGCGAGCGCGUGUUCUUGCACACUUGCGUGUUGCUUCAGAACAAAUCCCACUAUUGUAUGUCGCCCCUCCCCGGGGUUAGAGGGCCCAUUCUGACGUGUUUAGCUGCUGGAUUAAUGUCUUAACGGGUUAAGUGACAUCCCCCACGUGGACGGAAAGGGUUAAAACUCAAUACUCUGCACAUGAAUCCAGUUGGUUGUGUCAUGACCACUGCGCUCACCUAUCUUUUGGUUUGCACCGUGGCAACAAAAGCAGGCUUUGUCCCCUCCCUCUGCUCCCAGCCCCACUCAGGCAUGUGACAGUAGCCACUUCUCUACAAGCGGCGCUAACCGGGGCCCAAGACCUUUUCUCAACAUGUCUGCACCACCCCUCCCCACAGCAAUAUUUGCUUGCUUAACCAUGAUGUCGCCGAGUAAUCCAAUAACAAGGUGCAAAUAAGAAAUGAUUGCGAAACGUCUGUCCAGGGGCUGGGGAGUGAACUAAGUUGGCUGGAGUGGAAACGAGGGUGUUGAUGGCUGCACACGAGUCAGCUGUGCUAUUCUCAACCCUGAAUGACACCUUUUUAUCACACAUUGUUUUUCAAGGUUAAGCAUGUUUGUUGUUUUAUUUUAUACCCUACGAUUUCUUCUGUAUCCAUAAGCCGCACAGUAAAAAUAAUCUCUUCUUUUUUUUUCCAUCUUUUUGUGUUGAAAUGGAAAACAGUGCAGCGUGGUGUUAAGUUCACACCAAACCCCUUGUGGGUUUGUAUUUGUCCACCACUGUUUAUCACCACUGUGGGUUUGUUACCCCCCCACCCCCCCCCGACUAUGAUUAGUGCUCGUGGUGGUUUUCUCGAGCUCUUUUCGCCGAAAAAAAGGACGCUUACAGGCCUCUCUGUUUCAAACUGUGAGCUAAAACUGAGGCUGGCAUUAUGUGUCGAUCCGCGUGAGACUGGGAAAACGUAUGUUACACUUGUACAGAUGUGUCCUCCUAUAUACCUCACAUUGUUUUCCUCGAGAGCAUGUGCAUUGUGAAGAGGAUCAUGGUUUAUGUGAGUCUCCUUGUCUCUCUGUCUCUCUUUGUGGCAUGUUCCUCAUGGACCUCUCUUGUCAAAGCCCUGAACAAGGCAAGUAUUUUUACCAGGCACCGUUGUAUGUCUUGAGAGUUUAUUUUCUGCCCUCCUGGCAGCUGACAUGGGCACUAAACUUUGUCAGCGUUCUAUCAUGAUCACACAAUAAAGCUUCUUGAAUGGUUUGUACUUUUUGACUCGGAGGCUGGAUAGAUGAGAAGGGUUAUCUAUUUUCUUGUUUCUUUUUAUGCAGCACAUUGCAGCAACCACUGUCUUUAUUUUCCUAUUGUAUCUACUGAGUAUGGUGUUGAUAUAAAUAUAUUAUAAUGAGACCUAUCUGUGUAUAUUUGUAAAUAUGUAAUUCUGAAUUGUAUGUAAAAUGAAAAGCAGCUUUAAUAAAGUCUGAGAUGGUUUCCUCUAA
Cyclopterus lumpus (lumpfish) is the source of this 6249-nucleotide messenger RNA. It is a transcript of the gene mcf2la, whose product is annotated as mcf.2 cell line derived transforming sequence-like a. Lineage: Eukaryota; Metazoa; Chordata; Actinopteri; Perciformes; Cyclopteridae. Gene Ontology annotation, biological process: positive regulation of Rho protein signal transduction; intracellular signal transduction. The transcript is spliced from 31 exons. The record is from RefSeq and is a predicted model, not a curated record. Gene Ontology annotation, molecular function: protein binding; guanyl-nucleotide exchange factor activity. Bases 224 to 3712 code for a protein of 1162 amino acids. Gene Ontology annotation, cellular component: cytoplasm; extrinsic component of membrane.